Molecule: messenger RNA, 3072 nt
Organism: Tyto alba (common barn owl)
Lineage: Eukaryota; Metazoa; Chordata; Aves; Strigiformes; Tytonidae
Gene: UBA5
Product: ubiquitin like modifier activating enzyme 5
Exons: 12
Coding region: 33-1223 (396 amino acids)
Biological process (GO): protein ufmylation
Cellular component (GO): cytosol; cytoplasm
Molecular function (GO): UFM1 activating enzyme activity
Source: RefSeq, a predicted model, not a curated record
GGACACGGGGGACGUGUCGCUGUGGUGUGGCCAUGGCGGAGCUGGAGCGGUUGGAGCGGCGGGUGCGGGAGCUGGAGGAGGAGCUGGCCCGGGAGAAGGGCGGGCGGCGGGCGGCGCGGCCCCGCAUCGAGAGCAUGAGCCCGGAGGUGACCGACUCCAACCCUUACAGUCGCUUGAUGGCGUUAAAAAGAAUGGGAAUUGUCAAAGACUAUGAGAAAAUCCGUACUUUUACAGUUGCAGUAGUAGGUGUAGGUGGAGUUGGCAGUGUGACUGCUGAAAUGUUGACAAGGUGUGGCAUUGGUAAGCUGCUUCUGUUUGAUUAUGACAAAGUGGAAUUGGCAAACAUGAACAGGCUCUUCUUCCAACCUCAUCAAGCUGGAUUAAGUAAAGUGCAAGCAGCAGAGCAUACUUUGAGGAAUAUCAAUCCUGAUGUUCAGUUUGAAGUACAUAACUACAACAUCACAACACUGGACAACUUUGAACACUUCAUGGAUAGAAUAAGUAACGGUGCACUAGAGGAAGGGAAGCCUGUCGAUCUCGUUCUGAGUUGCGUGGACAAUUUUGAAGCUCGCAUGGCAAUUAACACGGCCUGCAAUGAACUUGGACAAAUCUGGAUGGAAUCUGGAGUGAGUGAAAAUGCAGUGUCAGGACAUAUACAGCUGAUCGUACCUGGUGAAUCUGCUUGUUUCGCGUGUGCUCCUCCACUUGUAGUUGCUGCCAAUAUUGAUGAGAAAACAUUAAAACGAGAAGGAGUUUGUGCAGCUAGUCUUCCUACAACUAUGGGUGUUGUGGCAGGAAUUCUUGUACAAAAUGUUCUGAAAUACCUGUUAAAUUUUGGUACUGUGAGUUACUAUCUCGGUUACAAUGCGAUGCAGGAUUUCUUUCCAACUAUGUCUAUGAAGCCAAAUCCACAGUGUAGUGACCAAAAUUGCAGAAAACAGCAGGAAAAGUAUAAGAAAAAAGAAGCAGCACGACCAAAACAAGAAGUAAUUGAACAGGAAGAAGAAAUAGUACACGAAGACAAUGACUGGGGCAUCGAGUUAGUAUCUGAGAUUUCAGAAGAUGAGCUGAAGGCUGCAUCUGGCCCAGUACCGGAGCUUCCCGAGGGAAUUACGGUAGCAUAUACUAUCCCAAACAAGGAGGAGAAUUUGAUUGCUGAGGAAACAGUAGCUGAGUCUGAAGAAAGCCUAGAAGAACUCAUGGCCAAAAUGAGAAACAUGUAGCAAAACAAAUACAAGUACAACUUUGGGAAGUUUGGAUUGACAUUGGAUUUUGAGAAGACCAGACUUUUUUUUUUUUUUUUUAACCUCUACUGAAGCUUAACUGUUCCAUUUCAUCAGAAAUGUAAAGAUACAGGGGCAGGAAGGAAACAGACUUACUUUGUUUCUAUUCCGUUGUCUAGUCAUAUCUUUAAGAUAUGGAGCUGUGCUACUCUAAAUUUUAAUUUCUCAGCAUUGCUAGUGUCCAGACACUCAGUAGAAAAUAAAAGAUGGAUAAACUAACAAAACCAGGCAUAGCACAUCAUAUGAAAUAUCACCUGAUGAAAAGAGUAUGUAGUAUAGGACAAGUGAAAGUUAAAAUCUGCUGGAGUGGACAGAGCAGGUCACGGGCAGGUGCUCGUGCCUCACUCACAGUGCUGCUCCUGAUUUUCCGGGCACUUGUGCUUGGUGUCGUUCACUGGUCUCUGUAAAUUCUUGGCAUGAAUUGUGCUGUGGCUACUUUUUCUGAGUAAUCAGAACAUUUCGGCCUUUUCAUCUGCCUUAAAUAGCUCUGGGAUGGAUUUUUUUUUUUAAAGUUCCCUAGUUUUAUCUGUGUUUUACUACUUCUUGUUUUUAAAUUGCAAUCGGUAUGUUUUGUAUCUGGUAAUACUUUGAGUAUGCUACAACAAGGCAAAGUCUUUUGUUAGUCAAGAAUUAUAAUAUCAGACUGGCUCUGAGCAUGCUACUCUUACAGCUGGCAGAUGCUUUUCAUGACAAAAUCUGUAAGAAUUACCAGCAACAUUAGAAAGAACAGGAGAUCUUGUCUGUCUCUUCAGAAAUCUGAGUAAGGUGUUUUUGUCAGUUAUUAAACUUUUAGCUGUAAUUCUGAUCCAUCUCCAUCAUACAGACUGUAUCAAGGAAUGUACUUAAUCUGAGUUUGUUUAGUCUUACAAGUAUCUUCAGUGGAACAGCUGAGCUAUUGUAUUUGUCUUGUAAAUAAUGUUAGUACAGUUGUGUUACCUUCUAACUUAUCAGGUGUUAAAACGAGCUGUAAAUGUACACAUCGCGUAGUGCCAGUACACUGCAGAACUGGAAGUAGCCAUUUCAAGUAUUUGAAUUAUUGUGGGUAUGUCUGAUCCAGAACUUGAUCACUAGAUUUAACUUAGAAGAACAUCAGUUUCAGCCUUUGCAGUAAAAUACAAAUGUUAGCACCUUGGGCUGUUCAAAAACCAGCAUAAUGCAGCUAACCCUGAACCAGCUAGUAGGGGUAGGAGCGGGAUUCAACCACCCUCUAAAAAGCACUGUUGGGGCUGUGCUUCUGUUUCUUAGGGCAGCUGAAUGAAGACGGUUACAAACUUCACAAUCUGUUUCCUCCACAGCUGACCCUAGAUUAUAUUAUAUACAUAAAAAUCCUCUAUGAAGCUGGUGAGGGAGGUUUGGGGUGGGGUGCAUUAUACUGUAACAUGGAAGUGGGUUUUUUUUUGGAUUAAGUUCAGUUUGGGAUAAACCGGAUUUUAGAAAUGAACUGUAAAGGAGGGAUGGGAAAUAGAAUAGUGAGAUCGUGUAAAAGGUACAUACUGGAAUCUGUGUCCCUGAGUCUAGGCUACCUUGAUCCAAGUGUCUAGUUAAACAUUACUUACAUUUCUUUGCAACUUUACCUUUCUGUUGGGAACAAGACAAGCGCGGCACACACCUGGCUCUGGAGAUCAAGGCAAACAGCUGACCCAUUCUACAACAGCUCAGUUAACCCAGACUCAACUAUUCAGCUGCCACGACUGCUACCACCUGACUGAGAGCUUUAAGAGAGGCAGCUGUUUACCAUUUUACUUCAUGGACAGUUUUAUGAGCCAAUAAAUACACUUCUGUACGCCCA